GUAAUCUGCAAUCGAAAGGGAGCGAAAAUUCCAAAAGAUAUUUUGUGUUUAUCCUUUUUUGAUUAACGUUAGGUUUUGUGACUGUCGAGUAGUGUUGACAAUAUGCCUUCGAUGAAAGUGGAAGGUGACAGUGAUGGGGACGGCGACAUGUCUGGUGGCGACACAGAGAGGUCCGGGGGCUCCUCCAGGGGCCCGGACCGGGACUCCAGCGCUGAAGAGGCUGAUGAGCCCGACUCCGAUGACUCCUCCGAGAUGGACGAGAGCGAGUGCGAGCGCCGCCGGAACGAGUGCCUCGAGAAUCUAGCGGACCUGGAGCACCAGUUCUCCGUGCUCCGCGAGCAGCUGUACCGGGAGCGGGUGAGCCGCGUGGAGCACCAGCUGGGCGAGGUGCGCGGCGGCCGCAGCCAGGAGUACCUGGGGCCGCUGCGCCGCCUGCAGGAGAACAUGCGAGUCAGGAUCGAGGUGGCGGGGGUGCUGAAGCAGAUGCGCAUCGACAACAUCAAGCACAAGUUCGAGGCGGAGGAGCAGGCGGCGCACCAGCACUUCAAGAGCGAGCGCUGGCUGACGUUCGAGAGCAUCAAGGAGGAGAUCCUGGAGAAGAUCCGGCGGCUGGAGGAGGAGCGCCAGGCGGUCGAGCUGUGGGCCAGCGACGUGGACUGCCCGCGUCGGCGCAGGAGAAGACAGGUGGCGGUGUCCCCCCCCUACGUGGUGUACAUGCUGCCCGACGCCGACAUCAUGGACGACUGGCGACUCAUCCGGAAACUCAUCGACUGAUAGUCCACCAAGUUCACCAACGCGCUAUAAAGGCUGGAUCAUAGGGGUGUUUUUAAUGUCGUGCGGAUUUGAUCACGCACGCGGAUUGCGCGCCAUUCUCCCGCGUCACGCGUGCAUAUUCCACGCAUUACAAUAAAUACUUGUAUGAAAAGAACACUUGCGGGUGUCACGCGUGCAGCGAAAUCCCGCGUGCGUGAUUGAAUUUGCACGAUAUUAAAAACACUCUUAAACACGAUUUGACGUCACGUGGUCGUAUCGUGUUUAUUUGUAAGCCUUAACGUGUUCAGAAGUUUACGUUAGGCUGCCGGCUGGCUACACAUCUUACCUCUCGGCUAAAUAAUAGAGUGCCAAGAACAUCCCGCUCCCCUUCAUAAUAUGUUUUUCAGGUGCAAACAUUUAUAAAAUAUUUAUUAUAAGGUAUAGGUAAAUAUCUAUGUAAAUAUUACUAAGAGUGCGAAAUAUAAAAUAAACAUUGAUAAAUGCUGUGCCGAUAUGUAAGAUGUGUUUUAACCAGAUUAUGAAAACUCAGCAACUCCGUAAGGGAAGGUUUAAUAGUUAAGAGCCUUAAUUGUAAAGAAAUAAUUAUAAUAUUAUGUUAGGUAUAAAAUAGGCAUUGGGUAACAAACUUAAUAAUAUGUAUAUUUCUUCUGAAACUGGCCAAUGGAUAGAUUCUGAAGGGCCAUUUUUUUACUAUAGUACCUAAUUGAAAC
Plutella xylostella (diamondback moth) is the source of this 1484-nucleotide messenger RNA. RefSeq names its product breast cancer metastasis-suppressor 1-like protein (gene Brms1). The record is from RefSeq and is a predicted model, not a curated record. NCBI's taxonomy places the organism in Eukaryota, Metazoa, Arthropoda, Insecta, Lepidoptera, Plutellidae.